AUGGUUGAUUUCCUCUUUGAUGAUAUUUUUACCAUUGAGAAAGUGGAUCCGGAUGGCAAAAAAUUUGAUAAAGUUUCCCGAAUUGUAGCACAAAGUGAGAAGCGUGGUGUGUUGCUGAUCCUAGAUGUGAAUACAGAGAUAUAUCCGAUGCAUGAGGAGGAGAAAUUCUUGAUGGUGCUGUCUCCCACACUUAACUGGAGCGGAGCACCUGUUGCUGGAAAACAGGGACAGGUUGAGCAGAAAUCUCUUGCAGACAAGUUUGAUUAUAUAAUGCAUGGAUUGCUGUAUAAAAUGUCAACAGCAAAAGGAAAAUCAGAGUAUUCAAAAGAAGGUGUCAAAGUGGAGGUAUAUGCUUCAUUUGGUGGGCUUCAGAUGAUGCUGAAAGGAGAUCCAACAAGUUGUACUAAGUUUAAGAUUGAUCAGAACAUGUUUUUGCUUAUCAGGAAAUUGAUAUGA
Messenger RNA from Prunus armeniaca (apricot), 456 nucleotides. NCBI's taxonomy places the organism in Eukaryota, Viridiplantae, Streptophyta, Magnoliopsida, Rosales, Rosaceae. The record is from the annotation of a GenBank genome assembly.